Jaculus jaculus (lesser Egyptian jerboa) is the source of this 2593-nucleotide messenger RNA. It is a transcript of the gene Spata20, whose product is annotated as spermatogenesis associated 20. Bases 177 to 2411 code for a protein of 744 amino acids. The record is from RefSeq and is a predicted model, not a curated record. The transcript has 16 exons. Lineage: Eukaryota; Metazoa; Chordata; Mammalia; Rodentia; Dipodidae. Gene Ontology annotation, biological process: carbohydrate metabolic process.
UGCUGGGCCAAGGGCCCUUCUCCAUCAGCAUCCUGCCUCCUGUCCCAGUCCGUGCUGCUUGCACUAGCCUGUCAUCAUUUAGGUCUGCUCCCAAGGCCACCCUUCCAGGCUGAACUUUCAGGGGCAGCUCCUCCCGGGACAAGGACCGAAGUGCUACAGUCAAUAGUUCUGUGCCCAUGCCUGCCGGAGGGAAGGGAAGUCGGCCCAGCUGCACUUCUGCACCCCAGAAGGUCCCCAACCGCCUGAUCAAUGAGAAGUCACCGUACCUCCAGCAACAUGCCUACAACCCCGUGGACUGGUACCCCUGGGGACAGGAAGCCUUUGACAAGGCCAAGAAAGAAAACAAGCCAAUUUUCCUCUCAGUGGGUUACUCCACUUGUCACUGGUGCCACAUGAUGGAAGAGGAAUCCUUCCAGAAUGAGGAGAUUAGCCGUUUGCUCAACGAGGAUUUUGUCAGCGUGAAGGUGGACCGGGAGGAGCGGCCGGAUGUGGACAAGGUGUACAUGACCUUCGUGCAGGCCACCAGCAGUGGUGGGGGCUGGCCCAUGAAUGUAUGGCUGACCCCCAACCUCCAGCCUUUCGUCGGGGGCACCUACUUCCCCCCUGAGGAUGGUUUGACCCGAGUGGGCUUCCGCACGGUGUUGCUGAGAAUCCGUGAACAGUGGAAACAGAACAAGAACACCCUGCUGGAAAACAGCCAGCGCGUCACCACAGCGCUGGUGGCCCGGUCUGAGAUCAGCAUUGGUGACCGACAGCUUCCACCUUCUGCAGCCACCAUGAGCAGCCGCUGUUUCCAGCAGCUGGAUGAAGGCUAUGAUGAAGAAUAUGGUGGCUUUGCUGAGGCUCCCAAGUUUCCCACACCUGUGAUCCUGAGUUUCCUGUUUUCCUAUUGGCUCAGCCACCGGCUGACCCAGGAUGGUUCUCGGGCCCAGCAGAUGGCCUUGCACACCCUGAAAAUGAUGGCAAAUGGGGGCAUCCGAGACCAUGUGGGACAGGGCUUUCACCGCUACUCCACCGACCGCCAGUGGCAAGUCCCCCACUUUGAGAAGAUGCUCUAUGACCAGGCACAGCUGGCAGUGGCCUAUUCUCAGGCCUUCCAGAUCUCUGGUGAUGAAUUCUACUCCGAAGUCGCCAAAGGCAUCCUACAGUAUGUGACCCGGAGCCUGAGCCACCGGUCUGGAGGUUUCUAUAGUGCUGAAGAUGCAGACUCGGCCCCAGAGCGCGGCAUGCGGCCCAGGGAGGGCGCCUUCUACGUGUGGACCACCAAAGAGGUCCAGCAGCUGCUCCCCGACUCUGUGCUGGGUGCCAGCGAGCCACUGACUUCAGGUCAGCUUCUCAUGAAGCACUAUGGACUCACCGAGGCAGGCAAUAUCAGCUCCACUCAGGACCCCAAGGGGGAGCUGCAUGGCCAGAACGUGCUGACGGUGCGCUAUUCCCUGGAGCUGACUGCGGCCCGCUUUGGCCUGGAUGUGGAGGCCGUGCAGACCUUGCUCAACACAGGCCUGGAGAAGAUCUUCCAGGCCCGGAAACAUCGGCCCAAGCCACACAUGGACAGCAAGAUGCUGGCUGCCUGGAAUGGUCUGAUGGUGUCUGGCUUUGCCGUGACCGGCGCUGUCCUGGGCUCGGACAGGUUUAUCAGCCAGGCCACCAGUGGUGCCAAGUUCCUCAAGAGGCACAUGUUUGAUGUGGCCAGUGGACGCCUAAAACGGACAUGCUAUGCUGGCACUGGAGGAACAGUGGAACACAGCACCCCACCCUGCUGGGGCUUCCUGGAGGACUAUGCCUUUGUGGUGAGGGGCCUGCUGGACCUGUAUGAGGCCUCACAUGAGAGCUCCUGGCUCGAGUGGGCUCUGCGUCUACAGGACACCCAGGACAGGCUCUUCUGGGAUGCCCAGGGUGGAGGCUACUUCUGCAGCGAGGCUGAGCUGGGGGCUGGCCUGCCCCUGCGGCUGAAGGAUGACCAAGAUGGAGCAGAGCCCAGUGCCAACUCCGUGUCUGCCCACAACCUGCUCCGGCUGCAUGGCCUCACGGGCCACAAGGACUGGAUGGACAAAUGCGUGUGCUUGUUGACCGCCUUUUCUGAACGCAUGCGCCGUGUCCCAGUGGCAUUGCCCGAGAUGGUCCGUGCCCUUUCAGCACAGCAGCAGACUCUCAAACAGAUUGUGAUCUGUGGAGACCCCCAGGCCAAGGACACCAAGGCCCUGAUACAAUGUGUCCACUCCAUCUAUACUCCUAACAAGGUGCUGAUUCUGGCAGAUGGGGACCCCUCAAGCUUCCUGUCCCGCCAGCUGCCAUUCCUGAACAGCUUGAGACGACUAGAAGACCGGGCCACAGCCUAUGUGUAUGAGAACCAAGCCUGCUCGAUGCCCAUCACUGAGCCCUGUGAACUACGAAAGCUACUGCACCAGUGACUUCCUGUCCCAAACCCCUUGAGCUGCCAGAAGGUGGAGCUUCCCAGCUGACCUCGGGCCCUGCAGGGCCGUGCUGAACCUGUGGCCGGCCCUGGGCACCCUGCCACCAGGUGACCAUGGCCAUCCUUCCAACUCCCCUAUGGACAUCUGCUCACCCUGGAAUAAACCUAACAACAUCCCGA